UUUAUUUUUUUAAGCCAUUGAGAUGAUGUUGAGUUUUCUACUACUAUGUUUGGAACUUUGGAUAUAUCUGUUCUCCCAAUUUAACACAUGUAUUAUUCUUCAGACUACUCCGUUGGACAAUUUUAUGACGAUGCAAGGCAAGCUACAAGGUGUAUUCUUGAUAAUGGGCGUGUUCCCAUAGUUACUGGUGGCACUGGAUUGUACUUGCAAUGGUUAAUAUAUGGAAAACCAGAUGUUCCCAAAGCCUCAAAAGAGAUCGCAUCUGAAGUGUCUUUUGAGUUGGCAGAUUUAGAAAGAAAUGGACACUGGGAUGCAGCUGUGCAGCUGGUGAUCAAAGCAGGUGACCCUAAGGCUCAAUUUUUGGCUGCUAAUGAUUGGUACCGAUUAAGACGCAGCCUGGAGAUCAUCAAGUCUAGUAGAUCACCUCCAUCUGCCUUCGAAAUACCGUAUGAUUCUUUCCGCAAAGAAUGUGAUUCUAGUGUAGUAGACACUAAUGACAUUAGUUCUUCUGCUGAUGUUGUGGAGGAAGUUAAAUCAAAGGAAUUGGACUAUGACUUCAUUUGCUUUUUCCUCUCAAACCAAAGGGUUGAUCUAUACAGAUCAAUUGAUUGGCGAUGUGAAGAUAUGGUGUCAGGAACUGAUGGUAUCUUAUCUGAGGCCAGAUGGCUUCUUGAUGCGGGUCUUAUUCCAAAUUCCAAUUCAGCAACCAGAGCAAUUGGCUAUGGAGUAUUUGUUAGUGUGUAG
Molecule: messenger RNA, 744 nt
Organism: Rosa chinensis
Lineage: Eukaryota; Viridiplantae; Streptophyta; Magnoliopsida; Rosales; Rosaceae
Product: tRNA dimethylallyltransferase 9
Exons: 5
Coding region: 88-744 (218 amino acids)
Biological process (GO): cytokinin biosynthetic process; tRNA modification
Molecular function (GO): tRNA dimethylallyltransferase activity
Source: RefSeq, a predicted model, not a curated record